Passer domesticus (house sparrow) is the source of this 1957-nucleotide messenger RNA. RefSeq names its product myotubularin-related protein 9-like. Gene Ontology annotation, cellular component: membrane; cytoplasm. The record is from RefSeq and is a predicted model, not a curated record. Gene Ontology annotation, biological process: negative regulation of autophagy; phosphatidylinositol dephosphorylation. Gene Ontology annotation, molecular function: phosphatidylinositol-3-phosphate phosphatase activity. The coding region runs from base 24 to 1694 and encodes 556 amino acids. The transcript is spliced from 10 exons. NCBI's taxonomy places the organism in Eukaryota, Metazoa, Chordata, Aves, Passeriformes, Passeridae.
CCGGCCGGGCCGAGGCGGCGCCCAUGGAGUUCUCGGAGCUGAUCAAGACGGCGACAGUGGAGGACGUGCUGCUGUCGCGGCCGGGGGUGGCGGCGGUGCGGGGCACGCUGUGCAUCACCAGCCACCACCUGCUGCUCUCCUCCUGCCCCCGCGGCGACCUGGAGCUCUGGCUGCUCAUCCGCAACGUGGACGCCGUGGAGAAAAGGGUCUCGGGCUCCUCGGGCACCGUCACGCUGCGCUGCAAGGACCUGCGGGUGCUGCAGCUGGAGAUCCCGGGCAUGGAGCAGUGCCUGGACGUCGCCGGCUCCAUCGAGGCGCUGUGCUCGCUGGACUCGGUGAUGCUGACGUACCCGUUCUUCCACCGCCCGCCGGGCCUGCGGCUGCAGCACGGCUGGCACCUCGCUGUGCCCGAGCGCCACUUGCAGCGGGUGGCCUCGCAGACCAGCCAGUGGCGGCUGAGCUCCGUGAACGGCGACUUCGGCGCGUGCCCCUCGUACCCGCGGGCCGUGCUGGUGCCCGCGGCGCUGGGCGACGAGGCCCUGGCCAAGGCGGCGCGGUUCCGCCAGGGCGGCCGCUUCCCCGUGCUCUGCUACUUCCACCCCAAAAACGGCACCGCCCUGCUCCGCAGCAGCCAGCCCCUGACGGGUCCCAACCGGCGGCGCUGCCGCGAGGACGAGCAGCUCCUGGGGACAAUCCUGGACGAGGGCGAGCGCGGCUUCGUCAUCGACACGCGCUCGGCGCAGGCGGCCAAGCAGGCGCGGAUGAGCGGCGGCGGCACCGAGCCCAAAUCCUCCUACCCGCGGUGGCGGCGGCUGCACCGCGCCCUGGAGAGGGGCCGCCCGCUGCAGGAGAGCUUUGCCAGGCUGGUGGAGGCGUGCAGUGAGCCUGCCCUGAGCAUGGAGCGCUGGCUGGGCCGCCUGGAGGGCAGCCGCUGGCUCAGCCACGUCAAGGCCGCCCUGAGCACGGCCUGCCUGGCUGCCCAGUGCCUGGACAGGGAGGGCUGCAAGGUGCUGGUGCACGGCGCCGAGGGCACGGACACCACGCUGCUGGUGACAGCGCUGGCCCAGCUCAUCCUGGACCCCGCCUGCCGCACCCUGGAGGGAUUCCAGGAGCUGCUGGAGCGGGAGUGGAUCCAGGCCGGGCACCCCUUCCAGCUGCGCUGCGCCCGCUCCGCCUGCUCCCACGCCCGGGGCAAGCAGGAGGCGCCGGUUUUCCUCCUCUUCCUCGACUGCGUGUGGCAGCUGAGCCGGCAGUUCCCCUUCUCGCUGGAAUUCGGGGAGCAGCUGCUGCUCACCCUCUUCGACAACGCCUACGCCUCGGCCUACGGCACCUUCCUGUGCAACAACGAGAAGGAGAGGAGCCUGUGUAAGGUGAGGGAAAGCACCCACUCGCUGUGGGCCUGGCUGAACCAGCCUGAGGAGAAGCACAAGUACCUGAACCCUCUGUACUCGCACAACCCCUUGGUGAUCUGGCCCUCCGUGGAGCCCCAGAGCAUCCAGCUGUGGCAGGGUUUCUUCCUUCGCUGGAUCCGUCCCUCCCAGCACCUGGAUGAGGCCUGGGUGGAGAUCCAGAGGUUGGUGCAGGGAAAGAGCUCCUCCCUCCAGGAGAGCACAGGGAAAAGGCUGAGCCAGCCCCUCCCUGAGCCCUCUGCUGGGACAGAGAACGGUGAAACGGGGACAGCUGGGACAAGGUGACACUGGAAAUUGCCAUGGGAAGGGCUGUGCAGGACACAGACCCCGUGGGCAGCUCCGGGACAGGGGACAGAUCCUCCCCAGCCUUCAGCUGCCCACCCUGAGCUCGUUUCAGUAAAUCUCUCUCCCAGCCCUUGCCUGUGUCCUGCUCUUCCAUAAGGAAGCUGCUCCUUCCCACUGGGAUCGCAGCAGUGCCCCUGGAUGGCUCUGGAGCUGAAGGGCAGCAGAUCACACAAAAACACCCCAGCAGAUCACACAAAGAAAGC